AUGUCUGGAAAUGAUCAUGCUGAUAAUACCCAACAAGCCUUCUCAUCUGAUACUGGACCUGCCCUUCAUUUUGCCCUUCCUGCUCUCGAGGGUCUUCAUAAGGCCUGGACCUCUCGCUCGAAUAGCUCAAAAUAUGCUCCCUUUCACACUGCAUUAACAGCUGCUACUGAGAAGAUCCAAGAGUACUACGAGAAGUCUGCAGAAUGUGAUGCCUAUAUUAUUAGCAUGUUACUUGAUCCCAAUCACAAAGAUAGCCAUUUCAAGCGUUUCUGGGGCAAGAAUUUGCACAAGGAGGUUCUUGAAGUGACAAACAAAAUUGUAUAUCCAGACAUAUGGUAA
This is a messenger RNA of Suillus fuscotomentosus, 339 nucleotides long. RefSeq lists its product as uncharacterized. The record is from RefSeq and is a predicted model, not a curated record. Bases 1 to 339 code for a protein of 112 amino acids. The transcript is spliced from 4 exons. Lineage: Eukaryota; Fungi; Basidiomycota; Agaricomycetes; Boletales; Suillaceae.